This is a messenger RNA of Cladophialophora yegresii CBS 114405, 780 nucleotides long. RefSeq lists its product as uncharacterized. Gene Ontology annotation, biological process: folic acid-containing compound metabolic process. The coding region runs from base 1 to 780 and encodes 259 amino acids. Lineage: Eukaryota; Fungi; Ascomycota; Eurotiomycetes; Chaetothyriales; Herpotrichiellaceae. The transcript has a single exon. The record is from RefSeq and is a predicted model, not a curated record. Gene Ontology annotation, molecular function: dihydroneopterin aldolase activity. Gene Ontology annotation, cellular component: cytoplasm.
AUGGACAAGGUCAUUUUGAAAAACAUGCGGUUCGACUUUCCCAUCGGCCUUGAUGCUUGGCGUCGUUUCCGCAAACCACAGCCUGUCCAGAUCACCAUAGAGGCUCAGCCAACGUCAACACUCGAGCCUGCUGCCGCCAAAGAUGACGUGAACCUAUCGAUGGACUACGGCAGCUUGUACAAAAAUAUGUCUGCUGCUUUGAAGGAGCCCCAUCCGGACGCGUUUCCCACAAUUCGUUCCUUGAUCGCUCUGCUUGUCGGACUGGUUCCAGAUUGCGGGUUGCUUAACAUUGAGAUUCUACUCCCAAAAGCUCUUCCUCAUAGCACCGGCGGCGUCCUGUAUCGUUUUCAGAUCGACAAAUCCGAGCUCGAGAUCGACACAUCCAGCUUGACUGUGACAGUCAGACAAAUAGCCUGUACUUGCAUUGUCGGCGUCAACCCCCAUGAGCGCAUCUACAAGCAGACGGUGUUCAUCGAUAUCAGCGUGCCAAUGGUCGACCCUGCCGUCGGAGUUGGUGCGCUGGAAGAACACUAUACUGCGGCACUACACGAUAUGGUGCAAACCAUCCGGGAACGUGUCGAAGGCUCUUCAUACCACACGAUCGAAGCACUUGCCACCGCGGUCGCCCAGAUCGUGACACUGGGCUACGGCCAUACGGUUGCAAAGGUCCGGAUUGAUAAGCCCAGCGCCAUCGCAACGAUCGAAGCAGCCGCUGUUGAGAUUACUCGCAGUAAAACGUUCUUCGAGAACAAGGACUUUUGGAAAGUCAAACUGCCGUGA